This is a messenger RNA of Penicillium arizonense, 1140 nucleotides long. RefSeq names its product glycoside hydrolase family 28 protein. The record is from RefSeq and is a predicted model, not a curated record. Gene Ontology annotation, cellular component: extracellular region. Lineage: Eukaryota; Fungi; Ascomycota; Eurotiomycetes; Eurotiales; Aspergillaceae. The coding region runs from base 1 to 1140 and encodes 379 amino acids. Gene Ontology annotation, biological process: pectin catabolic process. The transcript has 4 exons. Gene Ontology annotation, molecular function: polygalacturonase activity.
AUGGCUUCCAGUCUCAAACUUUGCCUCAUCGGCCUGCUCGGUGCUGCUGCCGUGAAUGCAGCUCCCGCCAUCGUCCCAGAGACCGAUGUUCUCGGUUUCUCUCUCCUUGCGCCUCGUGAUGCUUGCACCUUCUCCGGCUCCAGCGGUGCUGCGAAUGCCAUCAAGAACAAGAAGUCUUGCUCCACCAUUACCUUGAAUAACGUCGCUGUCCCAGCUGGAACUACUCUGGAUCUGACAGGACUUAACAAGGGCACCACCGUCAUCUUCCAAGGAACCACCACUUUUGGCUACAAGGAAUGGGAAGGUCCGCUGGUCUCGGUUUCCGGAACAUCCAUCACUGUCAAGGGAGCCUCCGGAGCCACUCUCAACGGAGAUGGUGCGCGCUGGUGGGACGGAAAGGGAACUAACGGCGGCAAGAAGAAGCCUAAGUUCUUCUACGCCCACAAACUGACCAACUCUAUCAUUGAGAACAUCUACAUCAAGAACUCCCCUGUGCAGGUGUUCAGCGUCAACGGUGCUACGGAGCUCACUCUCAGCGGAAUCACUGUUGACAACGCCGAUGGCGAUAGCAAGGGUGGCCACAACACCGACGCUUUCGACGUUGGUUCCAGCAAUGGUGUCUACAUCACCAACCCAACUGUCCACAAUCAGGAUGACUGCCUGGCCGUCAACUCCGGCACUAACGUCCACUUCACCGGCGCUCAGUGCACUGGUGGCCACGGUAUCUCCAUCGGCUCUGUCGGUGGGCGCUCCGACAACGUCGUCAACGGUGUCACCAUCCAGAACUGCAACAUCAAGGACUCCCAGAAUGGUGUCCGCAUCAAGACUGUCUACGGUGCCACCGGCUCCGUGAAGGGCGUCACCUACAAGGACAUCACCCUCUCCGGAAUCACCAAGUACGGCGUCGUCAUCGAGCAGGACUACGAGAACGGCAGCCCUACCGGCACCCCCACCAACGGCGUCCCUAUCACUGGUCUUACCAUGAGCAACGUCAAGGGAACUGUCUCCAGCAGUGCUACUGAUGUCUACAUUCUUUGUGCUUCCGGUGCUUGCUCCAACUGGUCUUGGAGUGGCGUCACUGUUACGGGGGGAAAGACCAGUAGCAAGUGCAAGAACAUCCCUAGCGGUGCUAGCUGCUAA